This is a messenger RNA of Pipistrellus kuhlii (Kuhl's pipistrelle), 746 nucleotides long. RefSeq names its product histone H1.2. Gene Ontology annotation, molecular function: structural constituent of chromatin; DNA binding. Gene Ontology annotation, biological process: nucleosome assembly. Gene Ontology annotation, cellular component: nucleosome. The transcript has a single exon. The record is from RefSeq and is a predicted model, not a curated record. NCBI's taxonomy places the organism in Eukaryota, Metazoa, Chordata, Mammalia, Chiroptera, Vespertilionidae. The coding region runs from base 49 to 690 and encodes 213 amino acids.
UCGCCACUUUUCCCAACUCUUUCCUCGAUCUUCGUCGCCACCGCCACCAUGUCUGAGACCGCGCCCGCCGCGCCCGCCGCCGCGCCCCCCGCGGAGAAGACGCCCGUGAAGAAGAAGGCGGCCAAGAAGCCCUCCGGGGUGCGCCGCAAGGCGUCCGGGCCGCCGGUGUCCGAGCUCAUCACCAAGGCGGUGGCCGCCUCCAAGGAGCGCAGCGGCGUGUCGCUGGCCGCGCUCAAGAAGGCGCUGGCGGCCGCGGGCUACGACGUGGACAAGAACAACAGCCGCAUCAAGCUGGGCCUCAAGAGCCUGGUGAGCAAGGGCACCCUGCUGCAGACCAAGGGCACCGGCGCCUCGGGCUCCUUCAAGAUCAGCAAAAAGGCGGCCUCUGGCGAGGCCAAGCCCAAGGCCAAGAAGGCGGGCGCGGCCAAGGCCAAGAAAGCGGCCGGGGCGGCCAAGAAGACCAAGAAGCCCGCGGGCGCGGCCACCCCCAAGAAGGCCGCCAAGAAGACCCCGAAGAAGGCCAAGAAGCCGGCGGCGGCCGCGGGAGUCAAGAAGGCGGCCAAGAGCCCCAAGAAGGUGAAGGCUGCCAAGCCCAAGAAGGUCGCUAAGAGCCCCGCCAAGCCCGUGAAGGCCAAGGCCGCCAAGGCCAAGACCGCCAAGCCCAAGAAGGCCGCCCCCAAGAAGAAGUAGGUCCGCACCCGCUUCUAAACCCAAAACGGCUCUUUUCAGAGCCACCACGGAUCUCA